Messenger RNA from Micropterus dolomieu (smallmouth bass), 3144 nucleotides. RefSeq names its product centriole, cilia and spindle-associated protein b (gene ccsapb). Bases 591 to 1460 code for a protein of 289 amino acids. Gene Ontology annotation, biological process: regulation of mitotic spindle assembly. NCBI's taxonomy places the organism in Eukaryota, Metazoa, Chordata, Actinopteri, Centrarchiformes, Centrarchidae. The record is from RefSeq and is a predicted model, not a curated record. The transcript has 5 exons. Gene Ontology annotation, molecular function: microtubule binding. Gene Ontology annotation, cellular component: cytoskeleton; spindle; ciliary transition zone.
UUUGGCUUUUUAAAAACGUCUUGAAGCGGGCGGAGCUAAGAGACGAAGCCUGUGAUUACAACAGCGCCGUGAACGCCAUCUGUUCCGCUCUGCUUCCGUGCAAUCCGACUCCAGUUAACUGCAGCCAAUCAGAGGAGGCGAUGACUGCUACGUCAUCACGUUCAAGAACUCCCUGCCGUCAGCAGCGUUGUAACGGUCGAUCAAAUUUAUUUUUAUUUUUUAUUUUUUUUUCACAGUAAAACGCUGAUUGAGUAACUUUUAUCUUCGUCCCCAGCCCACAGAGCCGAGCUAACCCGAGUUGAGGCGGAAGUAGGCGGGUGCUGUAACCAGGGGAAGCCGCCCGCUGCUCUGCCAUUGGUCUUAACUGUCUCUGCAUUAUGGUUUAAAUGUCCGAGACCAAACAGAGCUGCGUAUGAGACAACGUCGUAGAUAGUUGUUGGUACUUAUAAUAACGCAACGUUUUUGCAAUGUAGUAGAUAUAACAUAUAUCAUAGACCUGUUAUACGUGUGUAACAACGCUAGUUUUUCAGCGUUGUGGUCUGUUGUGGGAUUUCAGUUGAAAGGGAAAGAGUUGUCCAAAGGUUGACAAGAUGGUGACCAAGAGGAUCCGCUCGGAGUACAUGAAGAAAUUCAAAGACCCCAAAUGGGAGACUUACACAAAGUGUUACGAGGAAAUGCUUAAGUACAGGCUGACCCGCAGGCUGCUGGAACACACACACAACCCCUGGUUCUGGGCUGGCUCCGACACCGAUUCUGACUCUGGAGGGAGAAGCCCCCCUCCUCCCACUAAGAACCAGGUACGAUGUGAGACCAGCAGAGACAGGACAGAGGCUGAGCUGGAGGAGUGUGAGGGGGCGAGGAUGGACAGAAACGCAGGGCCUGUACCCAGGCUUCCCCUUCAAGAGGAGGAGGAGAAUGUGUCUGCUCGACAGUCUGCAGUCCAUGGCUCACAGCUUGAAGGUGCUGGAGAGACAAGAGGACCAGAGGAGGAGAGAGAGGAGCAGAGAGCCAGCAGCAGAGGCAGUAAACAGCUGUCAGUCCCUCACAGGGAACAAAACAGAGAGAGAGACACUGGUGAACCACAGCAGAGUAAACCUAAGAAAUCCUCAAAACAAACCUGGCGCUCUCGGCGGGUUAGACCUGCGCCAACACAGCAGCCCAGGGAGGAUGUUAAGGACAGCAGACAUCCGUUCGCUCUGUAUGGUUCAGGAGAGAAGGACGCAGACAUCGCAGGCAGGAAGACGCACAACGUUGGCCCUGCAGCUUCCACUAAUGAGAUCCACGAGUCAGCUCUCCGUGCUAAGAUGAGGCGGGAGGUGGAGCGUCAGAUCCAGACCCAGAAGACCGAGCGCCGGAGAGCCAAGUCUGCCGACUUGGACAAGGCCAGGAAGGUGGUUCCACCAGAAUUCAAUCCCUGGCUCACUGAGUACAUGCGCUGCUUCUCUGCUCGCUCCCGUUAGGACACACACACACACUCAGCAGAAAUACUUACAUCAGGGUGAUUCCAGACAAAACCACAAAAAUAAAGCCAUUAUAGCCCUGAAGUUUAAACACCCAUAGAUGGGGGUGGAUUGAUUCAUACAAAGGCUGCUGAAUGUGUAUCACUCUCACAUUCAUGAUGUAAACUGACAAAACCUUGAAAUUCACUGUGUGGCUUAAUAUUUUUUAUAUAAAUCAAUUGAAUAUAUACAUUAAUCAACAUUUUACAGGUUAGAGGUGACUCUCGAAAGAAAUUGUUUGAAAGUAAAAGCGCAAAUAAUGGAUAGGUCUACCAUAUACAGAUAUUUUGAUGAGAAUAAAGAGUCUAAAAUACAUUUUACAGCCAUAUUUUGAUGUAGUACCUUUAAACACAGCUAUAUAAUGUGUCCGUAUUUGUCAUACAGGGAUAUGAAAGCACAGUUGACUCACACAGGGGUAAUGAAGACAUGGCAGCAUGUCUGAAUCAUUUGUGUUCUUAAAAACGCUGAGAUCAAAUGUGAGACCACAGAUACACAAACCCAAACACACACAAUCAAAUAGUUUGUUUUACAAAACAUUGUUUUAACAACAGCAAGCUGACAGUACGACGUAUUGAUUGACAUUCAGAAAUAUGACAGUGGACUGGUUCUUAUAGAUUUGGGUUAUGUUUCACUUUAUGGAUUGAUCUUAACGGACUUGGCUUAGCUAAUAAAUAGUGAAUCACUGUACUUAAAAUCACAGUUGUGUGAUGUUGCAUUUUCUCAUGAGCCCAUUGACACUUUAACAUGCUAUUGACUUAAUGUUUAGCAACAACAAGUGUUUUUGUUAUUUGGUUGUGUUAAUGUGCGUUUGUAACAAUCAACCCGGUGCUAUCGUAGUAUGAAAAUAGAUGCGAGUGACAUUUGAAGCCAUUGGAUGUGUUUCUUUUAUACAGUCACUGGUUAUUUUCAAAGCAUACCAAUGUAAGGUUUAUUGUUGAGACCACAUUUCUUUAUCAUUAUUGUUACUGAAUAUGCUUUAGAACCAAAAGUGGAACCGUAACAACACUGGACAUGAAGCAGAUUACCUUAAGUCAGAAACUCACGGGUACAUAUCGCUGCUUUACUGCUUAAAGCAACACGUGCUCUAAAGCACGACCAAAUCAGACAGCACUUUGAUAAUCCCUCACCUUUUUAUUUUUACAGAAUACCUUGCUAACUAUUUAGGUUUUCAUGUAAUUUGUUCAUCUUUUAAAUCUGUGUAUAUUUGUUUGAACGUUUAUGUGAAUGUACUGAACAUCAGAUAAUGUUUUCACUCAGCGUAACACAGCCUUUGUGUGAUGGGUCUGGGCUCUUCAUCAUCAAAACCAUCUUGGUUUCAUUGUGUCAGCAAUCACGAUAAAAUCAGCUCUGUGCCAUAACGACAAAUUUUUUUUCCUUUGCAAUUAUAGAUAUAGUUGUUAUUGAUGUAAAUAUUGUGCAGAAAAAAAGGGAUGGGAGGAUUGGAGGUCUGUGCUUUAUAUGUGGACAUUUUUAUAAAUCUUCAUGUUUUGUUGUUGCAACUCUGAGUUCAGACGGUAUUACAUUCCUCACUUUUAAAAAGAUUUAGUUUUCCAGUGUUUUUAAUAAUAUAAUAUACUGCAAGAUAGUUCAACAACAGAUGUGAUGUUUUGUGCAAUAUUAUUAUUAUUUAAAUCAUUGCAUUUGA